CCAAACUGAUAACUACACUCGCUUGAACGGUUUGGUAAAUACCAACCCAAAAUGAAAAAAGGAAACAUGAGUUUAUUAACGUCCUCCACAAAGUUGUCUAGAAUAUUAAGUGUUCCAAGAAACAUCAUUUUAAGGAACAUCGCUUUAACUGCACCAAAUAAUUUUCAUGCUAGUCAAGUUCUGCUUGCAGAACCCCUCAAGAAAAAAAAGAGACUUGACCCGGCGGUCGUCAGAGCCAGAGAAGAAAGGAAAAAAAAGAAGAUCGAGAAGCAGAUUCGACGUUUAGAGAAAAAUGCAAGACAGCUGAAGCCCAUUGAAGAGUGUCAAUUACCACUACAGGUAUCAGACAAUGUAGAAAAGAGGCAGAGAGUACUGCCACCACUUUCUUCAGAACUUCUUGAAAAGAGAGUUAUGUUGAUGAAGAAAUGGUCUCAGUUCAAGCAUGCAGAACAUUUGAAAGACCUACAGAUUUUAGAUAAACUAGUGUACAAUCAGCAGAAGGCUUUGGAUGAGUUGCAAAAGGAAUCACCUGAAUUGUACUAUCAAGCUAUACAGUUCGAUUUCCAAUUGAUGAAUUUCACAUGUCAAGGCCCUGUUGAAACACCACCCAUUGUGGGAUAUGAUGUACCAGAUGGAGACUAUCAAGAUAAAACAAAAAAGUGGUGAAUUAUACUAAUCGUUGGCUCAAGAGUCAAUGUUUAUGUUCAGUUGUUUUUUUUUAUUUUAUAAUAUGUGAAGUACCAAUAUGUUUUGUAAAUAUAUCAAUCAUGUAACCUUAGGUUCAAAUAAAAGGACAGAUUGAAAAGA
Messenger RNA from Acanthoscelides obtectus, 807 nucleotides. The record is from the annotation of a GenBank genome assembly. NCBI's taxonomy places the organism in Eukaryota, Metazoa, Arthropoda, Insecta, Coleoptera, Chrysomelidae.